AUGUCGAACAAGACCCAUAGGGAUUAUGAGGCGGAAGUGCGGUCCUGGGGCUUUUCUCACGUCUUCACUUGGACUGACGGCCCUAAUGCCUACUACAGGCCGCACUCUCAUACCGGCCUGACAACGCAUCUGAUCCUGGAUGGCCAGCUCACCAUCACCUACCCCAAGGACGCUGAUCCGGAGAAGAAGACAUACACGGUCGGCGACCGCAUUGAUGUCGACGCCGGCCGAGUUCACGAGGUUUGGAUAGGCAAUGAUGGAUGUACAUACGUCAUUGGCGAAUAA
Daldinia childiae is the source of this 285-nucleotide messenger RNA. Its product is annotated as RmlC-like cupin. The record is from RefSeq and is a predicted model, not a curated record. The transcript has 2 exons. Bases 1 to 285 code for a protein of 94 amino acids. NCBI's taxonomy places the organism in Eukaryota, Fungi, Ascomycota, Sordariomycetes, Xylariales, Hypoxylaceae.